AUGCCUUCAUUAACAUCGCGUUUAUUCAACCACAACCAAAGCAACAAGCAACCACAAGAGACAUCAUGCUGUUCAUGCGGAUGUCACCAUCAUCACCACUCCAAUAGCAACAUUUCAGAAGAGACAUCUACCAUCAUCCUGUCGCCUACAAGAUGGUUCCCUCGUAUACGCCGCAGAUCUUCAUCUACAUCAUCAUGCACAUCGUUCUUUGAUGAAAACAGCACUAGCAGUGCCAACAGCAGUAGAAGAGCAUCAGCAGAAUACAUACAUGAGAUUGAAGACAAACAAAUUGAUGAGUUUGAAGACUUGUACAGGCUGGCAGUAGAUGAGAUGGCCUAUGCUAUUGAAUCUCAAGGCUCCAUUUACUACAGUGGCGAUUUAAUUACAACUACAGAGGCAGUGAACAAUUGCUUAAACCGCUUCCAACAACUAAUGCAGACAUUACAUUCAGACAGAUCUUACAAAUUUCAGCAAGAGUGGACUGAUAUUCUAUUCGAGCUUCGAUCGCGUCUAGAUUCUCUGCCAUUUGACUAUUCAGAAUGA
Mucor velutinosus is the source of this 543-nucleotide messenger RNA. RefSeq lists its product as uncharacterized. The transcript is spliced from 2 exons. NCBI's taxonomy places the organism in Eukaryota, Fungi, Mucoromycota, Mucoromycetes, Mucorales, Mucoraceae. The record is from RefSeq and is a predicted model, not a curated record. Bases 1 to 543 code for a protein of 180 amino acids.